Molecule: messenger RNA, 4653 nt
Organism: Achroia grisella
Lineage: Eukaryota; Metazoa; Arthropoda; Insecta; Lepidoptera; Pyralidae
Product: facilitated trehalose transporter Tret1-like
Exons: 4
Coding region: 417-1832 (471 amino acids)
Biological process (GO): carbohydrate transport; transmembrane transport
Cellular component (GO): membrane
Molecular function (GO): sugar transmembrane transporter activity
Source: RefSeq, a predicted model, not a curated record
ACUAAAACUAAAAUUGUGACCACGAAUGUAAUAGAAAAGACCAUACUGCGUGACGUUAUCAGACUGGGUAACCGAGUUGUGAACUGAUAAAGUAAACGGCACAGUAUCUGAGCCAACAGGCAACACCGAGCGGACGCGGCGCCCCGCAGCGGACGUCUGCCUACUGAGUGCACGCACAUUGACAGCUGAAACCGUCAACAAAUCAGGAAUAAUAUUCCACCGCAAUACGGUCUGCUAACCAUUCACGCUUACGACGAAAAGCGGAUAACACGUGGUCGACUAAUAAUAGCAAAACAUGUCACAUUGCGCAUGUUUUCAGUAGUUUACACAGUGCGACACAGUGACCACCGAGAACUAGCGAGCUUGUUAACACAGAGUAUAAAUGUUCAUGCCGAGUAUCUGCGAAAACGUUAGCAAUGAGCAACAACAGAAAGUGGAGAGAAUACACAGCGGCAUUAAGUGCUACCUUGAUCACGGCAGCGGCGGGGACAACCGUUGGAUGGACAUCGCCCACACUUCCAAUACUCCUAGCAGAAGACUCACCAAUCCCGACUACUCCCGACCAAAGCUCAUGGAUCGCGUCCCUCAUGAUUCUAUGCUCCGCUGUCAGUCCAAUACCAGCAGCUUACCUGGCAGACCGAAUUGGCAGAAAGAAGACCCUCCUCCUGGCGGCUGUGCCUUACAUCAUUGGAUGGAUCCUAGUCAUGUUAGCUAGCAAUGUGUCAACAAUAUAUGCGUCACGUCUAAUCUGUGGAUUAGGUUAUGGAAUUGCUUAUACGGCAGCUCCAAUGUAUCUUGGAGAAAUUGCAUCUGAUGAAGUACGAGGUGCCAUGGCUACUCUCAUCACAGUUAUGUCAAAGUUUGGAAUCUUGUCGCAGUACUGUAUUGGCCCGUAUGUAUCCAUGAUGGGCUUAGCAAGUUUCAACAUUGCAAUACCGAUACUCUUCGUAGUAACAUUUAGCGCCAUGCCAGAAUCACCAUAUUACUUUAUAAGGGCGGGGCGUACUACACAGGCAGAACAAUCAUUAAAGAAACUGCGGGGCAAACAUUACAUAAGAGAAGAACUGGACAGCAUGACGGCGUUAGUAAAUGACAACAUGAAAGAAAAGAGCCGUUGGAAAGACUUAAUUAUAGUCGGAGGAAAUAAAAAAGGUCUUAUAAUACUUUUAGGAAUAUACUUCACACAACAAUUCUGUGGAAGCACUGCCAUCAUAUCCUACGCUCAGCAAAUAUUUGGCGCCGCUGAAGGUGGAUUGGGAGCUAAGGAAUCGUGUAUUCUCUUUGGAUCCGUACAACUCAUGACCUCGGCAAUAUCUUCCCAGCUCGUCGACAGAUUAGGAAGAAAGCCACUGUUGUUGGUAUCAUCAUGUGGCGUUGGUUUAGCUAACGUUAUUAUAGGGGCGUACUUCUUCAUUAAACACGAGAACAGCGAAUUUGUUGUUUCUCUUCGAUUCAUUCCUAUUAUUGUGAUACCUAUAUUUAUAUUUUCAUAUACCAUAGGAUUAGCUACAGUGCCUUUUGCAAUUACUUCGGAAAUAUUUCCGACAAAUAUAAAGUCCAAGGCUACAUGUGUUAUACAGAUAUUCGUGGCACUGAUGACAUUUGCAGUUACAAAAUUGUACCAAGUGGUAGCUGAUUAUUUAGGUAAUUACGUCGCAUUCUGGGGCUUCGGACUAUUGUCUGUGGCUGGAGUGAUAUUUAUUUUAAUAUUGUUACCGGAAACAAAAGGGCAGUCAUUUGCGGCCAUACAAGAGAAACUGUAUUCAACAAAUGAGAAGGUAGUAUAUGAUAAAAGUGACGAUCAGUUGGGGAGAGUUAGAAUAAAUAUCUGACAUUGAAAUACACUCGAAUGAUCUCCAAUUUUAUUUUAAUACUUAAAUAUAUUACUACAAUUAAGAUUUUAUAUGUAAUAAUGAUUAUAUUUGUUACUAGGUACUUAAGAUUAUUUACUUAAUUUAUUAUAGAAUUAUAUUCCGUCCUCUUGGUCAUAAUCACAUACAUAUAAUUUGUAAACAUCUUUACAUAAACACUAAUUAUUGUGUAUACAAAUGUUAGAUUGAUAUACUUAUAAGUAACUUCAAUGACAAUAAUAAAGUAUCUCUAUUUUAAUAUGAUUCAUAUUUGAUAAACGGAAUACUGAGACCGUAAAAUAAAUAUUAAGUAACUUAUAAAUUAUCUUAGAUAUCAUCUAGGGAACGAUUCAUCAACCAUUCAUCAGAGCAACGAUGAUGCAGUGGUAUGAAUCUGUUAUUAUGUGGUUAUGAGCAUUGUAAAUGUUGCAACAAAGUAAAGUUGUAUAUGGAUUAGUCUAUUGCCUUUUAACUACUUAUCCUUUACCACAUCAACAAUGUUGCACAUUGCUGCAUACAUCAUUUCUUAUAAUACCUAUUUAAUCAUAUUAUGUUAUCAAUUUUACAUUGUGUUCUUGUGGGACCAAAAUAGACUUUCAGUCUCGAAUAUACAGGUUACUGGCCUCGAUGUAAAGGGGGUCUGGUCUGUUCACAUGGAUCUAAUCUAAAUGUUAAAAACAGACUAAUAGCAUAAGCCGUAGUUGACAUGGGUGAUAUCAAUUACUUUUAAUAUAUUUUGUAUACGCAUUACCUUGUAAUAUAUUUUGCAUUUUAAUCACGGGUAUCCCUAUAGGGCGACCAUUUCACACUUCAUUAAGUCACUGGAAUUGUACUACACCUGAAUGUUUGUAAUUUCUUAUUGUAUUAAUGUACUUAGUACAGAUUAUAAUUACUGAGUAGGUAAUAGUAGUAGUAGUAGUAGGUGAUACGAAAUGUUCUGUAAUAUUCCAGCAGUUUUACGAGUUCAAUCUGUAGAUCUAUCUCAACUCGUAUAUGUUUUGUUGUUUGUAUUAUAUGGGUAUAUGGUAUAUGAAAAUCAGUUAAGUCCAUACCAUUUGUUACGAUAAUAGUUAUUUUUUAUUAUCUAUAUCCUAGGCUAGGAAUUACCUAUAGCUAGGCUAGGCCAUGCUCAGUGAGCUUAAAAUCCUCAUAAAACGAUAAUUUCAGGGACUCCACUAUAAGUUCCCUAUAUUUAAAUAAAAAUCACAAGUAAAAAAUUGCAAAAGCUUUUGUCAGUUUGAUCACGGGAUAGUAUAGUUACCAUAUCUUUAGUUAAUUAGUAUGUGAGAGUUGUUAAGUUUUCAAAAGAGCGCGCAUGGUCAUAAACCGACCAAUGUGAUCACUUCCGUUAAUAUUAUUCUGGACAUGACAAUUCUUCCAAAAAAGUCUGAUAGUUUUCCUUUAUUAAAACGAAAAAGUAAUAAAGGUUGACACCCAUAAAACUCUUUAAGUUGUAAUUAGACGUGGGAGAAGUUAACGUAAAGGUUACCCAAGCAAUUUAAGUGAAUACCGCCUAAAUCAUAAAUCUUAAAUUUUUAUGACAGUCGCAAUUUGAGUGAGUAAUUAAAAGCAAUAUAUUUUUUUAGUAAAAAAGUGUUUUCUCAGAAUUUGUUAUCUGUACAUCUACAAUUCUAUAGUUACUUAAUGUACUAAUUUCGCUACUGAAGUAAGAAGAUUAUUUAAACGCAUUCAUUAUUCAUCAAAUACUGAAUAGUCUAUGUAUAUUUCAGGGCCUGAUUUCUAUGAAAUUUAUUUUAUUUAAAUAGAAUAAAUAAAUAAUAAAUAAAUAGAAUAAAUAAAUUUCUAUUUAAAUAAAAUAAAUUUCAUAGGCACAAUUUUAUACCAUUUUGUUACUGUUAUAAAAUUAAUAACGGAAAUGUGGGUUAAUUUAUAAUUUGAAUUAUUAUCUGUAAUUUCUACAUACUCUCUAUUAAUGUUUUUGGGGGGCCUAUAAUGAUCAUGAUUAUUAAACUUCAUACAUGGUCCGCUAUAUUAUAUCCUAUAAAAGGAAUUCAAUUGAAAUGGAUUUUUGUCGUUAAUUAUUAGGUAUUUUUAUAUAUAGUACCUAUUGUAAUGAACGUAAAAAUGAAGAGAAAUAAUGUUAGUGGUAGAUAGAAAUAUUUUUUUAAAUCCUGAUUCAUAUGUAUCUACUUAAGUACAAAAUGAUAGAUGUAAGUCAAAUGCAAUCGUUAUAUAUAUAUUACUAUUGUUAUAAUUAGUUACAUGAAAUAAUUUUAUAAUAUAAAUAGAAAAACGGAAAGCAUUUACGUACUAUUGUAAUUAAAUUGUUAGCAAUUUGUCAAACUUAACAAAAAAAAUAGAAAUAAAAAAUCUACCAGUUGGAGCUGUAAUAAUAAUUUUAACCUAAACAAAAGUUAUUUUACUGACUCUCCUGACUGACUGAAAUUAAAAGGCAAACAUCGAUAUUAAAUCAAAAAUUUAUUCGAGAGACGUAGUUCGCCCCCUACCACGUUGGAUUUAAAUAUUCCCAACUUAUAUAUCUUGAAAACGUGAAUGUGGGCACGUCAAGUGUUGCCUUUAUCAUGAAGUGGACAGGUGUUAUUUAUUUUUUUAUUUUUUGUAUGAUAAUGGAAGCUUCCAACCGCCUGCGUUAAUGAUUUACGCUGGCGAAGCACUAAUAGAGUAUGAUAAAAUGAGAGCAUGAAGUCAGGCCGUUAACCCAUCUUGACAAAUUCUCCGAGAAUUUGUCAUGAUGCCAGGUGGAACGGCGUCGAAAACAACCUGAGAUGGUACAUUGCUAACAAUGUACCAUCAUACAUUGCUAACAAAGGGUGAACAGUCC